AUGAGCGAGAACGUGCAGCCAACUAAAGAAGAGGUGCAGGAUUUGGCGAAGUUUGUGUAUACAACGACACCACCUGAUGCAGACGACCCUGAAAGAUGUGUGUUUGUCUUUGACGCGCGACGCGCGGUGACUUUUGCCCAUGGUGUUCACGAAAAACUCUUGUCAAAGGGGACCGAAAUUACAAUUUAUCCGGCUCGUAGUCGUAAAGAUGCUUCCGCAGUUUCUCCUGUCCGAAUGAAGGUUGAAUAUUUCAGCCCGUAUUUCAAUUUUGUCGUGUUAAAAACAGAAGACGGCGCACCAACAUUUCAAAACAAUAGACCAAAAUCUCCUAUUCUUCCUCGUAUUGGCACCAAAUACACAAUGAUCGGAUUUACAAGAGAUGGAGUCUUUAUCAAGAGAAACUCUGUUUUGGCUUAUCUUGGAGAAGAUACAAGCGCAUACAUGAUUGGAGGCUCGGCUGGGGACGAAAGCCAUUCGGGAGCUGGAUUGAUCUCAAAUGGUCAUUUUCUCGGGCUCGCCGUCGGACGAUUGAAAUGCGACCGUGCUGGCAAAAAUUUAAAGGAAAGACUCGAUUUGGUAGCUCAGCCCGUUCCAUAUACUUGUUUUGUAACGGGAGGUUUUAUCCUCGAUUCUCUCUACUCAAUUGGGGGCCCCAAGCUUGAGGGUAUUGAAUUGGAUGAGGAAGAAGAAAUGCCCUCAACCAGUGAAGCACGUCUAACCGACGGAGAACCAUCAACCAAGAGUUAUGAGGUGCAGGAUUUGGCGAAGUUUUUGUAUACGACGACACCACCUGAUGCAGACGGCCCUGAAAGAUGUGUGUUUGUCUUUGACGAGCGACGCGCGGUGACUUUUGCCCAUGGUCGUCAUCACGAAAAACUCUUGUCAAAGGGGACCGAAAUUACAAUUUAUCCGGCUCGUAAUCCUGAAAAUACGGAGAACCCAAUAUCCGAAGUUUCUCCUGUUCGAAUGAAGGUUGAAUGUUUUAGCAAGCAUUUCGAUUUUCUCGUGCUAAGAACAAAAGACGACGAGCCAACAUUUCGAGAAAAUCGACCAGAAGCUCCUGUUUUUCCUCAUGUUGGCAUCAAUUACACAAUGAUUGGAAUUGCAAAAUAUGGAUUCUUUGUAAAGAGAAGCGCUGUAUUGACUUACUAUGAAAAACAUUCAAGCACACGCAUGAUUGGCGGCUCCAAUAACGUCAAAGGCGAUUCGGGAGCCGGAAUGCUAUCAAAUGGUCAUUUUCUCGGGCUCGCCCUCGGACGAACGUGUUUCAACCUUGCUGCCAGAAGUACAAAUGAAAAUAUCUGUUUGGCAGCCCAACACGUUCCAUAUACUACUUUUGUGUCGGGACAUUUUAUUCUCGAUUUUCUCCACUUAAAUGAGUCGAAACGUGAGGAUGUUGCCUGCGACAAGGAAGGAGAAAUGCCCUCAACCAGUGAAGAACGUUCAACCGAUGGAAAACCACCAACCAAGAUUAGCAAGAUUAGCAAGAUCCAUGGUGUUCACGAAAAACUCUUGUCAAAGGGGACCGAAAUUACAAUUUAUCCGGCUCGUAGUCGUAAAGAUGCUUCCGCAGUUUCUCCUGUCCGAAAACAUGUCGAGAGAAUCGACCAAAAGCGCUGUGGUUCCUCGUAUUGGCGCCAAUUACACAAUGAUCGGAAUUACAAGAGAGGAGCCUUUAUCAAGGGAAACUCUGUCUUGGCUCACCUUCGAGAAGAUUCAAGCGCAUACAUGAUUGAGCGACUCGAGAUCUCAAAUGACCACUUUCUUGGGCUCGCCGUCGGACGAUUGAAAUGCAAUCUGGCCGAUAAAAAUUCGAAGGAAAAUCUCGAUUUGGUAGCUCAGCCCGUUCCAUAUACUUGUUUUGUAACGGGAGGUUUUAUCCUCGAUUCUCUCUACUCAAUUGGCGACCCCAAGCUUGAGGGUAUUGAAUUGGAUGAGGAAGAAGAAAUGCCCUCAACCAGUGAAGCACGUCUAACCGACGGAGAACCAUCAACCAAGAUAUUCAAGAUG
This is a messenger RNA of Mesorhabditis belari, 2010 nucleotides long. NCBI's taxonomy places the organism in Eukaryota, Metazoa, Nematoda, Chromadorea, Rhabditida, Rhabditidae. The record is from the annotation of a GenBank genome assembly.